AUGCCUUCUAGCAAGCAUCCCAUAGGCCUCCGCUGGCGAGCAAGCACUCUUUUCAUCAUCGCUACAGUUGCCAUCGGCUUAUUCACCGACCUCUUCCUCUAUGGACUUGUUGUCCCUAUAUUACCAUUCAUGCUCCAAGAGCGUAUACAUCUCCCUGAAGACAAAAUCCAAUCCUGGGUGUCUGGGCUUUUGGCCGCCUAUGCCGGCGCUAGUGUCGUCUUCUCCAUACCCGUGGGGGUCGUCGCUGACCGCACCAAUGCUCGGCGGACGCCCUUCCUUUGUGGCCUUGCCGCCUUACUCGCCGCUACCAUCAUGCUGGCUCUGGGUCAGAAUAUCCCAACACUUAUUAUAGCCAGGGUUCUGCAAGGGACCAGCGCCGCUGUUGUUUGGACCGUGGGUUUGGCCAUGGUGCUGGAUACCGUGGGUCCUCAGAACCUUGGUAAAGUCAUUGGAACGAUUUUCUCAAUAAUAUCAGUCGGCGAGCUGGCGGCCCCGGUUCUUGGAGGGGUCCUGUACCGCGAGACAGGCUAUGGAGGAGUUUUUGGGCUAGGUGCGGCAUUGCUUGGAGUCGACUUUAUCAUGCGGAUUCUGGUGAUCGAGAAGAAAACCGCAGUGAAAUACGACAAAUCUCUUGCAGAAAUUGACAACCCCUGUGACGCCGAAUCGCGAGGCGAAGGAAUGGAUAGCAGGGAUGAUGGCAGCGAAGAGGCACCUCUGUUGCCGAAAAAGGAGGAAGGUAACUACCGCAUCCCAGACGGUCAAAACAGACUGGUCCGAAGCCUGCCCAUCCUCUACUGCCUAUCCGACCCCCGACUUCUCGUUGCUCUGCUCCUUGCAUUCGUCCAAGCGGCGCUCCUCGCCACCUUCGACGCCACUAUUCCCACCGAAGCCCAGACCCUCUUCGAGUUCGAUUCGCUAGAAGCUGGUCUCCUCUUCAUCGGCCUUGACAUCCCUUGCCUCCUGCUCGGCCCCCUUGCGGGCUGGGCGGUGGAUAAAUACGGCACAAAACCCGCUGCGGUCCUUGGGUUCGGCUACCUUGUCCCAACCUUGAUCCUGCUCCGCUUACCCUCUGCGCAAAUCGCCCCCAGCCGCACGGCCAACAUCGUAUUAUACUCGGCGCUUCUCGCCCUCAACGGCAUCGGCCUCGCCAUCAUCGGCUCCCCCUCCAUCGUCGAGGCCUCGGACGUCGUCCAAAAAUACGACAAGGCCAACCCAGGCCUCUUCGGCGAGAACGGGCCCUACGCGCAACUCUACGGCUUUAACUCACUCGUGUUUUCUGCCGGCUUGACCGUCGGUCCCAUCCUGAGCGGGACCCUCAGAGACACCAUAGGGUAUGCGAACAUGAACGUCGUGGUCGCGGCCAUCGCGGGCGUCACGGCCGUGUUGAGCUUCUUGUUCGUCGGCGGCCGGCCGAAAAUUCUGAAAAAGAACAAGAGACAGCCGAGUAGUGAGAGAUAG
This is a messenger RNA of Fonsecaea multimorphosa CBS 102226, 1458 nucleotides long. RefSeq lists its product as uncharacterized. The transcript has 2 exons. The record is from RefSeq and is a predicted model, not a curated record. Lineage: Eukaryota; Fungi; Ascomycota; Eurotiomycetes; Chaetothyriales; Herpotrichiellaceae. Gene Ontology annotation, molecular function: transmembrane transporter activity. Gene Ontology annotation, biological process: transmembrane transport. Bases 1 to 1458 code for a protein of 485 amino acids.